ACGCGUAGCGUAGCCUUGCCUACAAUUUCCUCCUUAAUUUUUUUUAAUACAUAUGAAAUAGCUACCGCCUCACGCUUCUCCUCUGUCGCUCGGAUAUUCUCAUCGCCUUUUUGAGGGAAUCAUCUUCUUUCGUCGGUUCGAAGCUCCUCCACUUUGCAACCUUAAUCCUAAAAAGUUUUCAAUUUCCCCUUUUCCAUCAGCGACCUCGUUGCAAUCUAUGGCUACUAAACCACUUAGCCGUGAGGAAAUUGCUAAUACAGAAAAGAAGCUAGAUAUGCCAUUGGAUGACAUCAUAAAAAUGUCUAAAAAUACAACUAAGGUUAAGAAGCAGCAAAGGCCUCCGAAUAAAAGUCAGAAAGUUUUUAACAGUGCUGCACAACAGAAAUCUGUGAAGGUGCAGCAUUAUAUGGAUUCACGACCAUUUGUUCGACAGGGGGCUUUAGCUCAAAGAAGGUCAAAUUUCCAAGGGAACCAAUUUCCUGUAACAACUGAGGUUGCAAGGAAGGCUGCAGUUGCUCCUUUUCGUGGUAGACCUUUUAUUCGUAAUGGGUUGGCUAAUCCAGACAAAGCAAGGACAGGAGCUUUUAUAGUUCAGAGGAGGGCUGUAAAUGGAGGCUUUGCAGCUAAGUCAUCACAACAGCAGCAUCACCAUCACCAUCAACAACAGCAGCAAGGGGAUGCCGGUGCUAAGCCAAGGACUCAAACACUGGAUUCACGGUUUGCCAACAUGAAAGAGGAGAGAAUGAGGGUCUUCUCAAGUCGGAACAAUGCUGUCCAGCGCAAUGUUAGUGGCAUUCGGCCAAGGGUGCCAUGGGCAAGAGGCCGGUUUGGCAACUGAAGGAUGGUUUUACUUGGUGUCAACUGUAGCAGAAUCUCUUGGUACUAAUGCAAAGUGUUGAAGACGUGAAGGCGUCUGUCCAGUCUUCCUGCAUAUCCAGUCGGAGGAAGUUGGGUUGGGGAGGUUUGCCAACCGUGAACCUUGUUUUUUGGGUCAUUAAGUUUUCUCGGUUUUGCUUGGUUAUAUUGAACCUCAACUUCAUCUUGGUGCUUAAUUGGCGUUAUUGUAUAUCACAGGAUGUUUGUCGUUCGUGUUCUUAUAAAUUUUACUGCUGAUGUUUGGGUUUUUC
Messenger RNA from Manihot esculenta (cassava), 1127 nucleotides. RefSeq lists its product as uncharacterized. Lineage: Eukaryota; Viridiplantae; Streptophyta; Magnoliopsida; Malpighiales; Euphorbiaceae. The transcript is spliced from 7 exons. The record is from RefSeq and is a predicted model, not a curated record. The coding region runs from base 218 to 838 and encodes 206 amino acids.